UUGUGCAGACAUCAACAACUCUGGUUCCCGCGCAAAACCCAGGCAAAAAGUUGGAAUAAGUAAAAGGACAGCUGGACUAGUUGGGAAACAGAGAGGCGCUCUCUUCUUCUCCUUGGAACCUGGAACCGAACAGGAUCAGGAUAUCGCCUACCUGGAAACCCAGAGAGCGCUACGCACGCACACACUCGCUCUCUUCCCUGCACAUGCAUGCAGUUCGGCUGUCGUGGUGUGCGUUCAGGUAGCGUCCGUGUGAUUGGAAACCAUUGCUUCCCAUUGUUUUGCUUUUGCUUCCCGGGGAAUUGGAGGAAGAGAAAGGAAAGGAAGCGCAGGAAUUGGUGGAAACCCACCCCUGGAAUGCAACCGCUUUUCGCAUUCUGCCGCCAAUUUUCAUUUGAUGCAGAUCCUUUGAGGAUUCAACAUGGAUAACCAAUAUCAGCGCAUUGUCAAUGCAAAUCCUCGUGCGGAAUUCCCAAACCAAAUGAUCAAGCCAUUAUAUCUAAAUGCCUGGUCGCAGACUUGCAGCGAGGAUUUCGAGCUGCUCCGCAGCAUCAGCACUCCGGAUCCACAAGUAGAGGCUGAGAAUCGUGCCUUACGCGAUAAAGUUCGCUACCUGGAGGCCAAACUGCAGCAGCACACGGAUCUGUUGUCCCAAAUCCAUGCCACAUCCGCCAGAAUGCAGCAGGCAUCGUCCUUGCUGGCGGAAUCCACCGGACCACCCACACCGCCUACUUUGCAGACCCACCACCAGAUCCUCACGCCUCCCAGCUCGGUAAUCUGUGCCCCUGUGCAGAACGCCCAGAUCCUCGACUACAAGAUCAUCACGGCGCCCGACGAUGCGGAUGCCAUUGAGAUUCGCCUGGCGGCCGAGAGUCUCAACAGCCUGAGCACCUCGGCAGACUCCGAUCGCCUGGAGAUUUGCCUGGGCGAGGAGCAUCAGCAGCAGCAGCAGCAGCAGUCGAACCAUCAUCAGCAGUACAGGAUCAGUGGCAUCAAAAGGGAGGACGAUGAAGCAUCCGCCGGCACACCUUUGCAGUUCAUCAAACGCCGCAAGUUGCAGGAGAUUCAAUUGCCAGAGGAACUACCGCGGCAAAACAUCAAAAUGCCCCCCAAAUCGCAGGCUAAAAUCCGCAAUGGCAGUAGUCUCAACGAUCUCAGCAAGAGCAGCCAGCAAACGCAAAUGGACAACGUGAUGGUGUCCAUUGGUCCGAACAACACCUGUGUGCCGGCCAGUGUCUUCGAGAACAUCAACUGGUCGGUCUCCUCGUUGGCCACCAGAAAGCUCCUCGUCUCGAUUUUCGAUCGCGAAACCUUGGCCACCCAUUCGAUGACGGGGAAACCAUCGCCCGCCUUUAAGGAUCAGGACAAGCCACUUAAGCGCAUGCUCGAUCCGCAAAAGAUCCAGGACAUCAUCUUCGCGGUGACGCACAAGUGCAAUGCCAGCGAAAAGGAGGUGCGCAAUGCCAUCACCACCAAGUGCGCCGACGAGAACAAAAUGAUGAAGAUCCAGAACGUCAAGCGACGCAGCAGUGGCAUCAAACACGAGAAGGAGAACAUUAUCUAGAUUAUAGUAUUAUUAGAGUUACUUAUUAAUGUUUUAGACUAGCACCAAAAAAUGUGGAAGAUGCUAGCACACGCACUCUUACAAAUUUAUGAAAAAAUCCCCAUAGACUUAGCACUUAAUCCUACAUCGUACUUAUGUGUAGAAUACUUUUGAAGAUCUCGAAGAUGAUUUUUCCAAUCCGAACCAAGAAA
This is a messenger RNA of Drosophila gunungcola (fruit fly), 1752 nucleotides long. Its product is annotated as protein insensitive. Gene Ontology annotation, biological process: positive regulation of neuron differentiation; negative regulation of Notch signaling pathway. Bases 419 to 1561 code for a protein of 380 amino acids. Gene Ontology annotation, molecular function: transcription corepressor activity; DNA binding. NCBI's taxonomy places the organism in Eukaryota, Metazoa, Arthropoda, Insecta, Diptera, Drosophilidae. The record is from RefSeq and is a predicted model, not a curated record. The transcript is spliced from 2 exons. Gene Ontology annotation, cellular component: nucleus.